Messenger RNA from Nymphaea colorata (pocket water lily), 2408 nucleotides. Its product is annotated as pescadillo homolog. Lineage: Eukaryota; Viridiplantae; Streptophyta; Magnoliopsida; Nymphaeales; Nymphaeaceae. The record is from RefSeq and is a predicted model, not a curated record. Gene Ontology annotation, cellular component: PeBoW complex; nucleolus. Gene Ontology annotation, biological process: maturation of LSU-rRNA from tricistronic rRNA transcript (SSU-rRNA, 5.8S rRNA, LSU-rRNA); ribosome biogenesis. The coding region runs from base 370 to 2217 and encodes 615 amino acids. Gene Ontology annotation, molecular function: RNA binding. The transcript is spliced from 15 exons.
AAUACACGAUCGUCUCGUGCCCUAUUUCUCCUCUCUUCCCGCUGCGCCGCUGCUCUCUCUCUCUCUCUCCGUCCGGCGACCGGCGUGCGCUUCUCCCUCUUCCUCGCGGCUUCCCCCACCUCAUCACUGUAAAAUACGAACUCCAACCUUCCUGCCCUCUUUUUCCUCCCACUUCUGCUUCUUCUUCAUUGGCUUCUGCUGCCACCGCGUACGCCUCCGACUCCGGCAUUGGGUUGCUGACGGGGUCGCCGGAAUCUGGCCUGGCAGCUUUCGUGUUUCCGGCUGUCAGCAGACCCCGAGUUAAAAGUUUCUGGUCCUGCCGCUGCUUUUGAGGACACUUGUAAAGAUAUAUAGAGCGAGAAAGCAGAAAUGCCGAAGCACUAUAGACCACCUGGGAAGAAGAAGGAGGGAAAUGCCGCAAAGUACAUCACCAGGUCUAAGGCUGUCAAGUUCUUGCAAAUCAGCCUUUCUGAUUUCAGGCGACUAUGCAUACUCAAAGGAAUUUUUCCAAGGGUGCCGAAGAAGAAAACAGAAGGCAACCACAAGACUUAUUAUCAUAUGAAGGACAUACUGUUCCUUGCUCAUGAGCCACUUUUGGAGAAGUUCAGGGAAAUCAAGGCGUAUGACAGAAAAGUUAAAAAAGCUGUAGCAAAGAAGAACAAGAGUCUUGCUGAUCAGCUCACCAAGCGCAAGCCAACAUACACCCUUGACAGGCUUAUAAAAGAGAGGUAUCCUACUUUUAUUGAUGCACUUCGUGACUUGGAUGAUUGUCUUACAAUGGUGCAUCUGUUUGCUGCAUUGCCUGCAUCAAUCUCUGAACACAUUGAAGUAAAGCGUAUACACAACUGUCGAAGGUUAAGUCAAGAAUGGCAGGUCUAUAUCUCUCGAACUCAUAGUUUAAGGAAGACUUUUAUCUCUGUGAAAGGGAUAUAUUAUCAGGCUGAGAUUCAAGGUCAGAAUAUAACAUGGCUCACUCCUCAUGCUCGCCAGCAAGUGUUGACAGAUGAUGUGGACUUUAAAAUCAUGCUGACAUUUUUGGAGUUUUACGAGACACUUCUGGGAUUUGUCAAUUUCAAACUUUAUCAUUCCAUAAAUGUAAAGUAUCCACCAAUUCUUGAUCCACAACUGGAAGCUUUAGCUGAAGAGCUUUAUGCAUUGUCAAGGUAUGUCUCUGCUAGUUCAAGAAUGGCAACCCAAAAUCAAAUUGAAUCCGCUGUUUCUUCGGCCCCAGAGCAAUCUGAGGCAUCUGAAAAGCAACUGGAAGCUAGUGACUCUGAGCAAAGGUUGGCCUUACUCCAAAAUCAGCUUCCUAGAAAUGGAACUGGAUCCUUCUCACAUCUCAUACAGGAUCUUACUGAUGAGGAUGAAGAUGAUGAUAUGGAUAGAAAAGAGUGCAAAACACUCUUCAAGAAUCUAAGAUUUUUUCUAAGUCGUGAGGUACCUAAAGAGUCCUUGCUUUUUAUAAUUCCAGCUUUCGGUGGUGUGGUUUCAUGGGAAGGUGAAGCUUCUCCUUUUAAUGAAGCUGAUGAGAGCAUCACCCAUCAGAUAGUUGAUAGACCGACCCAGCACCACAUGUUCCUUUCUAGAGAAUAUGUCCAGCCACAGUGGGUGUAUGACUGUGUAAACACUCGGAUUAUUUUACCAACUGAAGGCUAUUUGGUGGGAAGGGUAGCUCCUCCCCAUUUAUCACCUUUUGUUGAUAAUGAAGCCGAAGGUUACGUACCUGAGUAUGCCCAGGUCCUCAAACAGUUGCAAGCUGCUGCUAAAAAGCAAGUCCUACCAAUGCCAGGCACUGAUGACUAUGAUCCGCAAAGUCUACUUAUGGAAGGUGUUGCAGAGAGGAACGAAGCUAAUGAAGCUGCCAAAAAGAAAGAGGAGUUGGGAAAGCUUGAGAAGCAGUACCUGGAUGAAUUGAAAAUGGAACUUCAAGGCAUCACCUACUCUGCCUAUUUAGCAAAAAAGAAAGCAGAAACUUCACAGAACGAUGCUACUGAAGCUAACCAACAGGAACCCUCAACUUCUGAAGCUAAUCAACCAGAACCGUCAACUUCUCAACCAGUGGUUGAGACUGCAAACAACUUGGAAGAGGUUAUGAUGCCUCGUAAGAAGCGGAAGCUUCUUGAGGCCAUGAAGAUUGGUAAGCAGAGGAAGCAGGCUAAGAUUGGUCUUUAUGAAGAGCGGAAAAGAAAAGCAAAGGAAGCAAAGAAGAAGGAAUGAGAUGCCUCCCUAAUCUCUCUCUCUCUCUCAAAUAUGAGGAUCUCUCAGAUUUUUUUCAAUAUUGCCCUGUCGCUAAACCACAUUGUUAUAUUUUAGCUAACCAUUUUUGUUUUUCAGGUUAGCUGAAGUUUAUAUCAAGCUUAUAAUGACAAUUUUUGCAAACACUAUCACCUAAUAAUCAAUUUUGCGUA